Molecule: messenger RNA, 7267 nt
Organism: Solea senegalensis (Senegalese sole)
Lineage: Eukaryota; Metazoa; Chordata; Actinopteri; Pleuronectiformes; Soleidae
Product: zinc finger protein 638-like
Exons: 18
Coding region: 24-6971 (2315 amino acids)
Cellular component (GO): nucleus
Molecular function (GO): zinc ion binding; nucleic acid binding
Source: RefSeq, a predicted model, not a curated record
CACAGCAGAACCAGCAGAGGCAGAUGCAGCAGAACCAGCAGAGGCAGAUGCAGGGGGUCGGGUCAGCAUUGCAAAUGGGGAAAGGGAUGCCGCCCUCAGUCUUCCCUGUGGCACAACAAAUUCCUACUUCGUUCGGUGACACAGGUGGUUCAGGUACCAAGAGGUCCUCUGGGUUUGCUCUCCACUCCACUAUGAUUCCUCCCGCUGAGCCAGUCCCGAACAUCGUCCAGUCUCGGAUGCCUCCCAGCAGGCAGUAUCCAGCACAGAGGUCUCCAACUCCAGCAAUGAUGUUUGACUACACAGCGUCCACACCAAGAGACUUUCCCCAUACCUGCUCUCUAUGUUCCAAAGAAUGCAGUAACGUAAGGGAUUGGAUCUCCCACCAGAACACCAGCCUUCACCUUGAGAGCUGCAAAGUCCUACGGGCAAAAUACCCGGACUGGAAUGGCCAGAUUGUUGCUCAUCCCAGUAAUGCGGGAAAAGAUGUCAAGCCCUCGUCCUCAACUUCCUCACAGGCUUCUUCAGAACAGCGUUGCAAGAAAACCAGCCCUCGUAGGCAUCACAGCUCAGAGAGUAGAAGAGAAAAACGCAGCCGUUCACAAUCACCGCACAGCUCCAGAUACAAGCGCAGUUCCCGGUCACGAUCAAGGAGCAAAGAAAGGGAGAAGAGGAAAAACGAGAGAAGUUCUUCUCCACGGAGGAACAAUAAGAGAAGAUCCUCUCCAAAAGGGAAUGAUGAUAGAAGGUCUUCUUCAAAGAGGAGCGAUGAUAGAAGGUCUUCUCCAAAGAAGUGCGAUGAUAGAAGGUCUUCUCCAAAGAGGAGCGAUGAUAGAAGGUCUUCUCCAAAGAGGAGCAAUGAUAGAAGGGCUUCUCCAAAGAGGAAUGACGAUAGAAGGUCUUCUCCAAAGAGGAGCGACGAGAAAGGGUCUGCUGCAAAGAGGAGCGACGAGAAAGGGUCUUCUGCAAAGAGGAGUGACGAUAGAAGGUCUUCUCCAAAGACGGACGACAAGGAAAAGUCUUCUCCAAAGACAGACGAUGAGAAAGGGUCUGCUGCAAAGAGGAGCGACGAGAAAGGGUCUUUUGCAAAAAAGAGUGACAAUAGAAGGUCUUCUCCAAAGACAGACAACAAAGAAAAGUCUUCUCCAAAGACAAACGAGAAGGAAAAGUCUUCUCCAAAGACAAACGAGAAGGAAAAGUCUUCUCCAAAGACAAACGACGAGGUAAAGUCUUCUCCAAAGACAGGGGACGAGGAAAAGUCUUCUUCAAAGACAGACGACGAGGAAAAAUCUUCUCCAAAGACAAGGGACGAGGAAAAGUCUUCUCCAAAGAGGAGCGAUAAGAAACGAUCUUCACCAAGGAGGACUGACGAGAGACGAACCUCUCCAAGGAGGACUGAUGAGAGACGAUCUUCACCAAGGAGGACUGACAAGAGAAGGUCAUCACCUAGAGGAGGCCAUGGAAAAAGAUCAUCAUCAGAACAUUCCCCUGAAAGGAAGAAGGCGAGCAGUGCAGAGAGGCUGGUGAAGGAAAUACUACAAAAAUCAGCUGCCCAGUCUUCUUCCAGAGAGCCCGACCUCGAAGCAGUCGUCAAAACUCUGGCUCCUGCUUUGCUGGCUGAGCUUGCCAAGAUGAAGUCUUCCUCAUCGUCAUCUUCGUCGUCAACAAGAGGAAAGCGCUCGCAGUCCUCCUCGUCUGCUGGGAGGAAGGGUUCUUCCUCUGCUGCCUCUUCAUCAUCCUCAUCUGCUGCAGCAAAGAAGGAGUCCACCACCACACCACCCAAGGCCAAUGUGCAGAAAAGCAAGAUGGGCAAAUCUCCACCUCCAACCAUGGUGAAGCUAAAAGGCGUUCUCAGCUCUCUGUCUCACAGUGAAGUGGUCAGUGCGGUGGAGCAGUUUGGAAAAACAAAAUCAGUCGUUCUGUUUCGUGCCAGGUUGGAGGCAGUCGUGUGUUUCGAGAAAGAGGAGGAUGCUAAAAAACUGAGGAGUGCAAGGAAAGUCAUCAUGAAAGGGAUUCCGGUGGCUGUUUUUCUAGAAGAGGAUACUGAAACGAAAAAGACUCCUCAGAAAAAACCUGUCGACUCUACGCCUCAAACCACCAAAUCCUCAACAGCGACUGCACCAAAAAAGGCUACGCCUGACAAAACGUCGCCAGACUGUCCCGUGAAGCCUUUGUCUUCACCCUCUGAGACCCAAACAACCCAAGCAGGCGAACCUACCAGUGACAAAACCCCUGCUAAAAGCUCAAAUGCCAUCGAUAACGCAGAAGUCUUGACCAAUCAAAAUGAGACGGGAAACGCAACUGUUGCUGAACCAACUGAAGCAGGGGUCAAAGAAACAACGUCCGCUAUACAGGAAAUUGAAACACCAAUGGAGAAUUUGAUCUCACCUGAAGGUAUAAAAAAAGAACGGGAAGAAGAACAAACUUCAGAACCCACAAACAUUCUGUCUACAUCCACAUCAGAAAAUCCCCCUGAUCUUAGGUCCGAAGACUCAAUGGGUCAACAGUCUGUGGUGCUGCCAGGAAAUACAAUGAAGUUUGAAACAAGAGAUCCGACAGUCUCUGAACUGAACUGCGCGGUAGAACCAAGCAAAGCUGAUGGUCAGGAGAAAGAAGCUGAAGACGUUGAACCGAUGGAGGUUGGAGAAACGGGAGCUGAAGUAGCGCAGCCCAUGGAAGCCACAAGUGGUGCUCCCGACAACUCAGGAGAAAACCUGAUGCACACAGAGGCUGUACCAGACGAUUCCAGGGAGAGUCAACCACUUACCAGUGCAGAUGAGACCAGACCAGAUUUGUCUGCAUCUGAAACUUCUGCUGUUCCACCUCAGAACACCGAAGUGCCCUCUGACAUUAAGACUCCAGAAACCCCUGUUAAAGCAUCAGCAGAGGACCCUGAACCAGAGUCUGCUGCACCAGGAUUGGAGGCGAAGGUGGAGGCUUCACAACCUUCAAGUCCCACUGAAGACGGCAAUUCUGCACCGUCACUCACCCUCGGUUUAAAGAGCCUCAAUGAGCAUCUUGAAGACUCAGGUGAAACCACUAAGUCAGUUGAUCUUUCCACUCAGCCUCCCCCUCUCAAACUUGGUGAUGAUGCGGAACCAGCAGCACCUGAUGAAUCCAGCACUUGUGAAAAAGUCACAGUUGACUUGUGUUCCACCGCUGCAGGUGACAACGGGAGCAAACUGGGAGCAGAGGAUGCCUGUGUCUCCACUAUUUCUCCAACAGUAAAUGAAGAUGUGGACUCUCCAGCUGAGGAAAGUCUCACCACAUCUAACAACACCGCAGAACUACUUCACGUUGACCAGGACACAGUUGUGGCCAUUAAAGCAUUAGUUCAACAGCACAAACUCGCCCAAGCAGGCAGGACUCUGAGUGAGGAGAGAGAGAUCUCCAUCAAAACCAGUACAGACUCAGCUGAUGAAAAAGAUGAAGACAUGCCACAAGAAAAGGCUCAGAAUGAUUCUCCAGUUGAGCAAUUGUUCAACAUGGAAGAUUUUGUUACUGUCGAUGAAGUCGGUGAUGAUGUGGGAAAAGCAAAUCCAGACCCACAUCGACUCUCCUCGUCUGAACAAUCCGGUUGUGAUUCCAGACAAACCUCAACAAAGGCCUCCUCCUCGUCCAAGUCCACUGACGUGUCCACGAAGAGAAUCUCAUCCUCCAACUCGAAAUCUGUGUCACCCAAAAGAUUGAAGGAGUCGUCCGAGUCCACCAAACCCUCCUCCUUUGGUCACAAAGAACAGCGUAAAACAAAGCCUCCGGUCAAAGCAACAACACCCUCAAGUCAUAGGACCAGAUCGUCUUCUGCUGCAUCCACACGGGAAAAGAUGGAGCCAUCUGUGGAGACUCCCCCUGAGUCAGAGGGUGCAGUUGCAAAGCCUGACCACACGGUGCCAGCAGAGGACACUUCUGUAAAAACUGUUGAGUCAGAAACAUCAGAGAUGCAACCACCUGCACAGAUCAUGGAUCUGGAGACUGAUUUUAAGGACAAGACCGUCAAAGACCUGGAGAAAGGUAAAGAUGAUUCGGUGGAAAAUACGAAGGAGGUGGAUGUUGGUGACAAUGUACAACUUGUGGAAUCAUCAGAUAUUCAAACACACGAGCAGAUGGAUGAUGGGAACCAAUCACAAUGCUCUGACACCCAGCUGCCUGACCCUAAGAACCUGGUAAACCAGGUCCUGGACAGUAUUGAUGAUGAAAACAACUGUCCCGUGGUGAGCAGUGAAAAGGAACUGGACACAUCUUCUCAAGUGGUAGAUCAUGCUAUUGAAGACCGAGUAGGAAACGAAAAUGCACCUGAAACCAAAAUCGGUGAAGUCAUGGAUACCAGUUUGAAACCAGAAGAAAAUCAGAUGAAGACAAAACAGGAUGAAGAUGAGGUUGAAGGCGGAAUGACAUCAGCAGAAUCCCACAAAAAUAUCAAGAAGCCUAAUGGUCAAAUCCCAAAACUUGAUGUGAAAGACGUAGACAGUGACGUAACUGAACAAGAAACCUUUGAGAUACUGGAUUCAAUUGAUACAGCAGAAGAUGACGGUCAAACUCCGUGUGAUACAACUCCCAAAGACGACCUGAGGAAUAUGGACGAAGAGGAAGAUCUGUAUCAGGUCGUUGAUUCUGUUGGAGAUCUUCCCACAACUACAGAGACGGAGUCUGAAGCCGACAGCAAGGCACUCAAAAGCAAGAAAGUUGAAGUGGAUAUAAAAGAUGAUAAAUCAUCAAAGAGGAACGUUACAAGGACCAGAGCAUCAAAAAGCGAAGAGAACAAAUCACAGAAGAAACAGGACAGGACAGUAAAAAAGUAUGAAACACGAACAAACAGGGACACCACCACAGAAGUUUCUAAUAAAGACCAAGAGUCCGGAGCAGUCACUGACCAUAUGGUGUAUGAAAUACUGGAUUCUGUUGAAGAUGAACCAGUCGUGUCCACCUCAGAAAGGUCUGUGAGGAGAAGGAGUGCAAGAGGAAAGAAGGAAGACUUCUCUGAGUCAUCUAAAAAAACAAAGGCUGACGAAGAGCCUUCAUAUGAAAUUUUGGACUCUGUGGAAGACGAGAAUAUGGCAGAAGAAACAAACGUUACAACCAGAUCUACCAGAGGCAGAAGAGAAAGAACAACUAAGAAGGAUGCUUUGAUUGACAAGACAAAGAAAGAGGACCUGUCAACGAGGAGGCGGCGCACUCCUGCCAGAGAAACGCCAAAGAAAGAGGAGGAACCUCUAAAAGAAGGCACACCAACAAUGAAGAAGUGUGACAUCACCGUGAGAGAGUCAGGUGAGGAGGAAGCCACCUAUGAAAUAUUGGACUCUGUGGAGGACGAGGUCGUUAAGGAUGAGUGUCCCAUGACGAGGGGAAAAGGAAAAAGGGGACGACCAAAGAAAGAGGUGAAAACCACUAAAAAAGAAACUGCUCUUUCGAAGAAGGGCAGCAAAGAUGCAUCUGAGAAAGAGGCUGCUGAAGAAGAGGUGUCUUAUCAGGUUCUUGAUUCUGUUGAGGAUGAGACGGUUGAUCAGCCUAGGAGUGCAAAAGGGACCAAUAUGUCUAAAAACAUUGAGAAACACAAAAAAGAAAUUCUUCAAGAGGUACCUAAAAAUGAGGAGGAGGAGGAGCCUUUGUAUCAGAUAGUAGAUUCUGUGGAAGAUGAUCAAGUUCUGGAAGAGUCGGUGACUGAGGCAAAAGAUGAGAUCAGUCCACAAGUGGAGGAACCAGCUGGAGGAGCAGAGACAAUAAUGUGUAGCACCGUUGUUGUGGGUGCAUCUGAAGGUGUGGUCCAUGCUUUGGAGAAAGUCAGUGAUGCUUCAUCUGCCGAAGAACCUUUGAGUCUGGAGAAGACGGAGGGAUCACUCAAAGCAGUCGACGAUCACAAAGAGGUAACGUCAACAACAAAGUCCCAAAGAGAAACGCCAGAAGAAGAGAUGAAUGCUCUGGUGAACCUGGAUGAAGUGAGUGAUGAGGAGGAGGAUUACCCAGACGACACGGCUGAAGAAGACCUGAGGAAGAACCAAGCUGUCAAGGAGAAACAGACUACUGCCUCGAGGACGAUGGACAAGAAACGAGGAGAGGAGGUAGAGGUCGACGUGAAGGAGCUGCUGACUUUGGAUGAGGUUGGAGCUGAUGAAGCCGGAGAGGAAGCGACAGCAGCACAGAAUCAAGAGUGGGGCGGCGAGGUCACGACUGGAGAACUGCAGGAGCUCGUCACGCUGGAUGAGUUUGUAGAAGACGAGGAGGACAAGGUUCAGGAGGUCUCACAGAAGGACCGCCCGCCCAACAAAGAGAGCGACUCCUUUAACAUCGAGACUUUGGUGACUUUAGACGUAGCGGGCGACAACGAGGACAAACCUGAGAGGACCUCGAGAUCUGUGAAACGCAAACACGAGGUGGACACGGUCGAGGAGACCGUGGAAUUUGUGACAGUAGACGAGGUGGGAGAAGCUGAGGAGGAGGAAGAAAAAGAAUCGCCAAGAACGAGAGGUCGACCCAAAAGGGAAACCAGGAAAAUCCCCGUGAGAAAAUCUGCAAAGAAUCUGAAAAACAACAGUGCUGAAGACGAAAGACAAGAGCGGGAACCGUCAACAUUAGCGAGGAGUGAGAGUCAACACGAGGAGGUCGAUGCUCCCCCUGCUGGACAACAGCUGCAGUCAGAGAGCCCGAGCAGUGCAGCCGGUCACGUUGUGAGUAAAAGAAAGUCAGAGCUCGUCAGACCAGAAGCGAAAAGAUCUCGUUCUCAGUCUCCUUGUGUCGCUGCCGACUUCAAACUGCCGCCGUUCACUCCCAACAGUCCCCUCGGUCAGGAGUUUGUCGUCCCCAAGUCUGGGUUCUUCUGUAACCUGUGUCGCGUUUUCUACCUGAGUGAGAACACGGCCAAGGAGCUUCACUGCAGUGGUCAGAAGCACUAUGACAACCUGCAGAAACAUUACCAGAAGCUUCAACACCAACAGUCGAGGAGUUCAACACCAAACUCUCACGGUUCCUUUUCUGACUGAUCUAAACUUCACCUUCUGAUCUGUUUCUCUUGUUUGUUUUUUAUUGUGAAAACGGUGAAUGUGGACAAAGGGAAAUAUCUGCUGUCAUACCUGGUAAAUAUUUACACUUCUGCGAUCACGGUAUUAAAACAUGAAGCAGGUUUUAUCAUGAGUUCAGUCAAAUUUCACCAAAUCUUUGCAUUUAACACCACAAAAUGUAUUAUUAUUAUAACAAUAAUGCUAACUGAGUCAAAGUUUGUCCCAUUUAUAAAUAUGUAAAUAAAGUAAAUUGCACAACAUAAACAUCACCUGAACAA